CGGGCCCAAGGCUGAGCCGCCCUCCCUGCCGAGUUCCCGUCCGGCCCUCGGCAAUCCCAAGCCCCAGCCGCCGGCUGCGCGCCCCGCGCCCCCUUCUCACCACGUCUUUCCUCCCGCGCGCUUUGAUGCGGCAGCUUCGGACCGGGGCAGCUCCGCUUCUCAGAUCGCUGGGACCCUCCCCGACGGCUCCGCCUUCGCCCCUCGCCCUGUGUCCCUGCCGAUCCCGGGGAGGUGGGGUCCGGGCCAGUCACAGCCCCGCUGAGGCAGCAUGUUCACGUCCAAGUCCAACUCGGUGUCUCCCUCGCCGUCCCUGGAGCAGGCCGACUCGGACGCGCUGGACAUCAGCACCAAAGUGCAGCUCUACGGCGUGCUGUGGAAGCGGCCUUUCGGGAGGCCGUCGGCCAAGUGGUCCCGGCGGUUUUUCAUCAUCAAAGAGAGCUUUCUGCUUUACUACUCUGAGAGCGAAAAAAAGAGCUUUGAAACCAAUAAAUACUUCAAUAUACAUCCUAAGGGCGUCAUCCCUUUGGGGGGCUGCCUGGUGGAGGCCAGAGAAGAGCCCAGCAUGCCCUAUGCCAUGAAGAUCUCCCACCAGGACUUCCAUGGGAACAUCUUGCUUGCUGCUGAGUCCGAGUUUGAGCAGAUCCAGUGGCUGGAGAUGCUGCAGGAGUCUGGGAAGGUGACCUGGAAGAAUGCCCAGCUGGGAGAAGCCAUGAUCAAAAGCCUGGAGGCCCAGGGGCUGCAGUUAGCUAAGGAAAAGCAGGAGUAUUUAGACAAACUGAUGGAAGAGACGGAAGAACUCUGCCUUCAGAGGGAGCAGAGAGAGGAGCUUGAGCGCCUCAACCAGGUGCUGGAGGCCGAGAAGCAGCAGUUCGAGGAAGUGGUGCAGGAGCUGAGAAUGGAGCAGGAGCAAAUCAAGAGGGAGCUGGAACUGACUGCAAGAUGCCUUAAGGGUGUAGAACAAGAGAAAAAGGAACUGAGGCACCUUACGGAGUCCUUGCAGCAGACGCUGGAGGAACUCUCCAUAGAGAAGAAGAAAACCCUGGAAAUGCUGGAGGAGAACGAGAACCACCUGCAGACACUGGCCAAUCAGAGUGAGCAGCCCCCUCCCAGCGGGGGUCUCCAUAGCAACCUCCGGCAGAUCGAGGAGAAGAUGCAGCAGCUCUUAGAGGAGAAGCUCCUGGCAGAGAAGCGGAUGAAGGAGAAUGAGGAGCGCUCACGGGCCCUGGAGGAGGAGCGUGAGUUCUACUCCAGCCAGUCCCAGGCAUUGCAGAACUCGCUGCAGGAGCUGACGGCAGAGAAGCAGCAGGCUGAGCGGGAGCUCAAGGCUGAGGUGAAGGUCCGCAUGGACCUGGAGAGGCGUCUUCGGGAGGCAGAGGGGGCCUUGCGAAGCCUGGAACAGGGGCUGAACUCCAAGGUGCGGAAUAAGGAGAAGGAGGAGAGGAUGAGGGCGGACGUGAGCCAUCUGAAAAGGUUCUUUGAGGAGUGCAUCCGGAAUGCCGAGCUGGAGGCCAAGAUGCCCGUCAUCAUGAAGAACUCCGUGUACAUCCAUAAGGCAGCCACCCGCCGCAUCAAGAGCUGCCGCUUCCACCGGCGCCGGUCCAGCACCUCCUGGAAUGACAUGAAGCCGUCCCAGUCCUUCAUGACCUCCCAGCUGGAUGCCAACAACAUGGAGGAGCUAAAGGAGGUGGCCAAGCGGCUCAGCAGGGACCAGCGCUUCCGGGAAUCCAUCUACCACAUCAUGGCCACCCAGCCCGGAGCCCCCUCCGCACUCUCCCGGGGCGGAAAGUGAUGGGCGCUCCUCCCCUGCCUCCCAAGUCUCCCCUGGAUGGGUCGAGGAGGGGAAGGGGUGGCAGAGGGAGGCCUCACUCUACCAGCUCCUGGCCUCUCUGGUCUGGAGCCUACUUCUUCUCUGGGGCAGAGCUCCAUCUGGGGGCCGGCCUUGCCCUCAAAGGACAGGGAUGCUGCCUUCCUCACCCUCACCCCACACCCCACACCCCACCUUUGGGUCUACACCAGGGCCAUGCAGGCCCGAGUGGGUGCUGGUUGUCAUAGUGAGGUGAGGACAGGGUCUGGUUGUAUGUGGAGAUUUGUGUUGGCUGGCGAGAGGGCAGGGAGAGGCUGUCUACCGCUAUGCAGUCGGGCAGGGCCUACCCCUCUGAGGAAGAUGGCUGCCCACCCUGCCCAUAGCCUAU
Cebus imitator (Panamanian white-faced capuchin) is the source of this 2192-nucleotide messenger RNA. RefSeq names its product pleckstrin homology and coiled-coil domain containing D1 (gene PLEKHD1). The record is from RefSeq and is a predicted model, not a curated record. The coding region runs from base 269 to 1789 and encodes 506 amino acids. The transcript is spliced from 14 exons. NCBI's taxonomy places the organism in Eukaryota, Metazoa, Chordata, Mammalia, Primates, Cebidae.